Molecule: messenger RNA, 4933 nt
Organism: Ceratitis capitata (Mediterranean fruit fly)
Lineage: Eukaryota; Metazoa; Arthropoda; Insecta; Diptera; Tephritidae
Gene: lig
Product: protein lingerer
Exons: 18
Coding region: 154-4230 (1358 amino acids)
Cellular component (GO): nucleus; cytoplasm
Molecular function (GO): protein binding
Source: RefSeq, a predicted model, not a curated record
GGUUUUAAAAUAUUUAAUUUCUGCAAUAUAUUUUGUGAGUAGGCUGGCAACAGCGUGUCAAGCUGAAAUUUUAUAAAUCAAUUUCUUGUGUAUGCAAUUAGUGUAUUUUACGCUCAUUUAAAGCUUACUUGUAAAUACAGUGUACAUAUAAAUAUGAGCACACAAAAUCGGAAUAGCGGCGGCGGUCGCAAUCAAAAAAAAUCAAAUUCAGGCAGUGGAGGUGGCGGAGGUGGAGAUUCUGCCAUACAGACAUCAACUAAGAAAACAGAUGUCUCAAAAACAGAAAAGGAAAAAUCUCAUCCAAAGCCAACUGCUGAACAAUUACGUAUUGCCCAGAUUACCAAUAGUAACACAUCAGAAGAUCCGCAAAUGCGCGAAAAAGUAGCCACACUAAUUGAGAUGACUCAACGUUCCGAAGAGGAAGUAUGUUGUGCAUUAUAUGAAUGCGAUAAUGAUCUGGAGCGUGCAGUAGUAUAUCUCUUAGAAACCCUUCCUGUGGGAGCUUUUGAGACUUCUUCAAAGAAGAAAAAGAACAAAGCUGCAAGUGCCGGUCAAGAGAACGCAGGUGGCGACGGAGAAUGGACUGAUACCAAUGCAAACACGGACAGACGUGAAAAAUCACGUAACAGGAGCAGUAACCGAGGUGGACGUGGUGGCACUGACAGUCGAGGAUGGCGUGGCAGAGAGGCCCGUGAAAACGAACGUAAUUUACGUGAUACACGGGGCGGUGAUGAUCGCAAUGACAACUAUCGGCGUAGGGAAGGUGGUGGAGGCGGCGGUGGUGGCGGUGGUCGCAGCGGUGGUGGCCGAGGUGGUGGUUAUGCAGGUCGUGGCGGUCGCGGUGGUGGUCGAUUCGGUGCUGGCGGACGUGGCACAGGGGGUCGUGGUGAAAGAAGCUACAAUUCCCGUUCUGGCACCAAUGAAGAUCAUCAAGAGGUAGAGUUAUGGGACAAUACCAUUGCUCAGAAUGCUGAAAAACAGCAGCAGCAAAUACAAGAUGACGCCUGGGGUGAUUGGGAUAAUGAGGAAUAUGUGGGUUCGCUUAAAGACAGCAAAGUAUUUACGACAAGCAAUCUACCUAAUCAGACUGCGGCAAGUGUAGUUAGCGGUGGUGUCGGUAGUGUGAGCGUUGUAAGUAGCGGUACAAGUGAGUUGUCAGCGCCUCCUGGCUUAGAGCACCACUUGGGCUCGUCAAAUCUGGUGGGCAGUGCAACAUCACCACAGCAACAAGGAUCUCAUUUGAAUUCACUUGUUGGAAAUUCAGUCGGUGUGACAGGUGGAAGUCCGUCUGUUGGUGGCAGCACCAGUUUGAACGACGAUAGUUCACCUGUAAAUUCCGCGGUUGUGCAAUCAGCCUCCGUGGCUACAACACCUAUGAUGCAGUAUAGUGCAGCAGUGGCUAGCUCGCAAUUACCCCAAUCUCAACCGCUGACGCCUCAACAGCAACAGCAGUCGUCUGUCGUCCCUGGUUCAAAUAGUUUGGCUGCAACGGCACUUAGCAGCUCGGCCUAUGGCAGUGCAGUGGAUACAUUUUCAAAUGCAGCAACCGCUGCUGCAAACUUAGUACAACAAGUACAACAGCAGCAACAGCAGCAGCAGCCACAAACGCAAAUUAAAGCUUCGGCCACACUAUCCGCCGAGCAAUCUCAGUAUUUCAAUUCUUUAACAUCGCAAAAUGCUGCGGCAGCGGCGGCAGUGCAACAACCAUUACAGCAACAACAGCUGGCAUCGACGUACGCACAAAAUGCUGCUGUACAAUAUCCAACAUCAUACGCUAACGUAUUCGGUUCAGGUGCAGCAGGGACCACAGCCGCAACAGCUGGUCUCAAUAUUGCUGGUGCUGAUCAGUCACAAUUGGCGGGUGGUGUGCAACAGCCGCAAGUUCGGAGGGCACGUGCCAAAUUGCCGCCGCCUUCGAAGAUACCAUCGACUGCAGUCGAAAUGCCUGGUGACACGUUGAACAACAUUGGUUAUUUGGAUGUGCAAUUUGGUGGUCUAGAUUUCGGCACUGAAGAUACCUUCGACGCUUUGCCGGAAAAGUUUGGUGCCGCAGUGACAAUUGAUGGUCAACAACAACAGCAACAGCAAACACAGUCGCAACAGCAACUGGUACAAUCACAGCAGGAUGUUGCUAAUGACUAUCAAAGUAAGUCUAAUGUGCAACAACAACAAGCAACAUUGUCGGCUGGACUACAAAGUGCACAACUUAGUGAUGCUUUAUCGAGUGGUUACUCACAGCGUGGCACAGCAGCUGUGCAACAACAACAACAGCAGCAAGUUGUUAGCGGUGGUAGUGGUGUUGGCGUAGGCGUUGGUGGUGGAAACGCAUCGGUCGGUGGCGCAUCCAAUCACUCAUUGGAUUUGACUAAGAGCGAUCCAUACGGUCAGACACAGAGUGCAACGAAUUCGGCUGGUGGUUAUCAAGCGAGCGCCUAUCAAACGAGUGCGUCUGUAGCUAACAAGACUGCGAAUGCCUAUCAGCCAUCCGCUGCUGGGCAGGUUUACAAUAGCAGUAGUUAUGCCAAUGUGCAGUCAUCUGUUGCAAAUUCAUACCAACCGCAAUCGUAUGGUUCGUAUCAACAGAAUUCGAUGAAUUCCUACCAACAACAAGCGCAACAGUCGGCAGUUAAUGCACAGACAGCAUCUAAUUCGGUAACUGGUGGUGCUGUAAAUGUGGGCAGCAGUGGUAAUGCGGCACAAAACAUUCCCGUAGUUGGUGGCAGCGGUGGUAACAGUAGUGCAAAUAGCAAUACAAAUACUGGAUAUUUGUCAUCGGGAUACCCAACACAACAAAGUGCAUACCAGUCCAGCCAAAGUGUUUACGGUGGAACUGGUCUCUCAAAUAGCACAGGGUUCGCCGGUAGCACAAAUACUUCAUCCUCUCAAUACAGUAACUUUAGUACAAGUGCUAAAUUGAAGGAUACGGCAACGGCGUCUAGUGGUUCACAUUACGAAAGUGUCACAUCGAGUAACGUGGUCAGCAGUAGCGGUGGCGCAACUGGCAACUCGGCUGUAUCUGCAAACUCUUCGGCAAAUCAGUCUUCGUCGGUCAACUCCAACAAUUCGAAUGUGAAUAGCAACAGCUCGAGCGCGGUGGCCAAUAACAGCGUAAGCAGUGCUAGUAAUAAUAAUGUGAAUACCAAUAGUAGCAGUACAGUUAGCGGCGGUGGCAGCGGUGCUGGCGGCAGUGGUAGUAGCGGUGGUGGCGCCGGUGGCGCUGGUAGCAGUAGCAGUAGCAACCCCGCAUCUGUGGUGGCCGCAGCAGCCGCAGCCGUUUCAUCGUCAUCAUCAUCAAAUAAGACAAGCGCUAGCGGAAUGGUGCCCAACAUCCAAAUGGUUAGUCAAUAUAUUCAGACUGGAUUGCCAUACUAUCAGCAACCAGUAUAUUCUUACGAGGAAAUACAAAUGAUGCAACAGAGAGUGCCACACGUGCAGGGCUAUUACGAUCUCAACUACACUCCGACUAGUUUGGGCACUGGUCGCGACAAUUUGGGUUCUGUAGCAUAUUCCACAAUGACUGAUGCACGUUUCACAAGAACGGACAAUAAUUCUAGCCCAGUUAGCAAUGUGUCAAGUACAAUGUCGCAGCAAGCAGGCUCUGGCGGUCACAUGCUAAAUGUUCCUUACUACUUCUAUAGUGGAAAUGUUAUGCCUGGCAGUUUUCAAUAUGGCACACCAGCUAUCUAUCCGCAGCAAAUUCCAGCUGCAAAUACAGCGUCUGGUGGCCAAUUUCCAAAGCCUUCAUACAGCACUGGUUACGGUUCGACCAGCUACGAUACCUUGUCGCAAGCUUCACAGGAUUAUACAAAGGGCGCCUAUCCGUCCAGCGUGAAUCAGCAGACAAAAUCGCAAAAUGUCGCUAAUCCGCCACAAACUGGUACAACAUCAGACAUAACAUCGUCCAUGUAUAGUAAGGGACACGUUGCGCUGAAUAAAGUCAAUUCAUAUGAGAAACAAAAUUUCCAUUCGGGCACUCCUCCACCAUUCAAUAUGCCGAACACGCAAACAGCUGGUGGUACCUCAGCUCAGCCCUACGGCAUGUAUUUGCCAAUGCCGACAGCCGGUCAUCAUAAUAUGAUUCAUCAACCAAUCCAUCAGAUGGACGGCAGGAUUCAUAAUUCAUCCCGCCGGGAUUCGAAUAGCACGGGCCAGCGUCAGCAGACAAGUAGCCAAUCGAAAUCGGCCGCUAAACAAGGCUACUCUCCUUCGUAUUGGACCGGACAGAAUUGAGCGUGAGGUGAAAGCGACCACACACACAAACGCACUCUCACACAUAUAUACACACACACACAUUAAAGGCAUAUGUAUAAAUCAUGUAUAUAUGCAGAAUAUGAAACUCAAUUCCGAUUCCGAUCCUGUAUAUAUGCAGAAUAUGAAACUCAAUUCCGAUUCCGAUUCUGAUUUUGAUUUAUUAAUAACAACAUAAUCCAUUCAGCUCUAAAAAUCGGUACCAGCUGCGAAGCUACCGCGUGCAUAUAACAGAUACAACAACAACAACAACAACAACAACAACAACAACGACAACAACGGCACACACAAACAAAAACACCACGCAUAUAAAUUUUUCAUAUUGUCUGUCUGUCUGCCUGUCUGGAUGCGCCUGACGUACAUACAUACAUACAUCUGCUACUAAAUGUCGACAAAUUUGAAUUCUGUAUGUUCCACCAACCCGUCGUUCGUUGUUCCUGCAGAUAUUUCACUUUAAGAUUAGUUUAUAUAUUUGAGUAUGUAACAUAUACUGUAUCCACCAAACAACACAAAGCAAAGCAUUCAAAACUAAGUUACAAAAGAUAAACAAAAACAUUAUCCAUAUAAACAUAGCGCGCCCUCUCCCCGCCCACCACACCCACGCACACACAUAUUAUCCACAUUCAUGCAUCCGUAAUUAAUUCACUCACUCACUUAUACAUAAAUAAAUGAAUAAAUAAAAAAA